This is a messenger RNA of Salvelinus namaycush (lake trout), 573 nucleotides long. Its product is annotated as transmembrane protein 252-like. The transcript has 2 exons. The record is from RefSeq and is a predicted model, not a curated record. Bases 1 to 573 code for a protein of 190 amino acids. Lineage: Eukaryota; Metazoa; Chordata; Actinopteri; Salmoniformes; Salmonidae.
AUGGAUACGAGGAAGCACCUGUGUUCCCUGGCCCGUAUGGUGCUGCCUGCCCUUGGCUUUGUCCUCAUCUGUGUGGGGACCUACCUGAUGUCCCUCCACAAUGCCUACAACAGCUCCCUGCGUUACAUCCUGGCCUACGUCCUCAUUGCCUGUGGCUUAUGGUGCCUCCUCACCGGGGUCUUCUGGACCAUCUGCCAUGGCAUGAAGAGGAAGAGGCAGCACCAGAGGAGCAGGCGCCACCACACCGCUGCACACAUCCAUGUCUACACUGUUGACAGACCCAGCUUCCACCUUCCUUCAUAUGAGGAGUCUCAGCAGAACCACACCUCUGCUACUGCAGGUGCAGCUUACUCUGUGCUGGGGCUCUCUGAAGAUGGCCUGAGGUUCAACCUGGCCCCCCCUCUGUACACCCAGGACAUCUCUAUGGCCCCAGAUGACACCUUCAACCAUGAAGAUCCACCUGCUUACUCUGAGAUGGCCAUGCAGACACACAGGGAGCCACAGGGGCUUCCACAGCAACCAGAACAUUCCCGCUUGGACAGAGUUCCAUGUCCUGAGCUGGACGGUCGAUAG